AUGCUACUCAAGCAUUGGAAAGCAGCCGCCUUUGCGGCCGCCUCCAUCGUCUCCCAGGUUGAGGCCGGCUUCCUGAACUUUGGCCGUGAUGCGUCAUCGACAAAGCCCCAGAAUAAAGAUCAGUUCAUUGAGUCUUUGAUAUCCAAGUUGACUCUGGAGGAUCUAGACCAAACGAUGCAUCUCAGCCCGAAAUCCCCAAUCGGAACCAUCCACGACUGGUACCCCAUGAACAAAUCCUACUUUAACACGCUACAAAAACUCCAGCUGGAAAAAUCUCACGUCAAGAUCCCCAUGAUGCUCGUCGAAGAGUGUCUUCACGGCGUCGGCUCGUUCAAACAGUCCCUAUUUCCCCAAAACAUUGCCAUGGCAGCUUCUUUCGACACCGGCAUUGUGUACAGGAUUGGAAGAGCCAUUGGGACGGAGGCAAGGUCCAUUGGCAUUCACGGCUGCUUCUCACCUGUUCUCGAUCUCUGUCAAGAUCCUCGCUGGGGACGUUGUCAAGAGGAUUUUGGAGAGGAUAAAAUCCUUACAUCUCACAUCGGGGCGGCCUACUCCUCUGGUUUGUCUAAAAACAAGUCCUGGUCUGAUCCGGACGCCGUGUUUCCCAUCAUGAAGCACUUUGCCGCCCACGGCUCCGCCCAAGCAGGACACAACACCGCACCGUUUACGGGUCUCGGCAUUCGACAGAUCAAGCAAGAUCUUCUUGUACCUUUCAAGGCUAAUUACGAUUUGGGAGGCGCGAGGGGAGUGAUGAUGUCCUAUAACGAGAUUGAUGGCGUGCCAAGCAGCGUCAAUACGAUGCUAUACGAGACGUUAGACAGCUGGGGCUAUGAUGGCAUUAUCAUCGGCGACGACACGGCUAUGCGUAACCUUCUCACAGAGCAUAGAGUAUCCGACUCUGAAGCAGACACGCUUCAGCAGUGGUACAAUGCAGGUGGACAAAUUGACUUUUACGACUUUGACCUGGACAGCAAAAUAAAUAUCACCAGAGCUCUCGUCGCCAACGGGACCGUCCCACUCAAGACUCUCCAAUCCCACGUCCGCAAGAUUUUGGGCGUCAAAUGGGACCUCGGCCUCUUUGAGAAUGCCUACAUCCCAGAGGACAUUGAUCCCCUGGCAAUCGUUGCGAGCCACCAAGACGUUGCCUUGGAGGCCGCGCACAAAAGCAUCGUUUUGCUCAAAAACGACAACCAGACACUCCCGCUGAGUUCCUCGAAGAAGAAGAUUGCGCUCAUAGGGCCCUUUGCUGAUACCAUCAACCUCGGCGAUUAUUCCGGCGCUCUUGGCCAGUAUCCCGCCAACUACACGCAUACGCUGCGGGAGGGGAUUCUAAGCCAUGUCAAAAAGUCUGGCCACUCCGUUCAAACGAGCUGGGGCACAAACUCAUGGGAAUACAACAACCAAUAUGUCGUCCCAGGCUACCUUCUCUCCUCGAACGGUAAUUCUGGCGGGCUCAAAGCGACGUACUAUGCUGGUACAAACUUUACCUCUCCCAAAGCAACGCGAACAGAGGUUCCCGCGCAAGACUGGGGCCUUUAUCCCCCUCCCGGUCUUUCCUCCAACAACUUCAGUGCCGUCUGGGAGGGCCAAUUCGAGUCACCCACCGACGUCGACGUCAACGGAUGGAUCGGUCUUGCCAUUGGACCAAACAGCACUUCAAAGCUCUACGUCGAUGGAAAGCUGAUCUCAUCGAGGGGUUACAGUGGCACAGGAAACCUUUUGGGCACAAUCGAAGGAUACGGCUGGACACAAGCCAACUCCACCCUUCCUCCUCAAGGCGGCGUAGAGUUCACGUUCAAGAAAGGUGCGAAGCAUCACGUGCGCAUCGAGUUUCAGUCGUGGAACAACUACAAGAAGACGGCCAACGUCAACUCUGUCAACUCACAGCUCAUCUUCUGGUGGAACCUCGUUUCUCCCAACGGCGAGGCCCUUCAGCAAGCCGUGUCCAUUGCCAAAGACAGCGACAUCGUUAUCCUCGCGGUGGGAGCUGCUUGGAACAGCGACGGGGAGAGCGGAGACCGGGGCACACUGGACCUGGCACCCAGUCAGGAAGAACUGGCAAAGAGGAUAUUUGCCCUCGGCAAACCUGUGGUGCUUGUUCUUGAGGGCGGAAGACCAUUUGCCAUUCCCGACCACUACGAGCAGUCGGCGGCCGUAUUGAGCACCUUUUUCGGCGGGCAAGCCGCCGGACAAGCCACUGCAGACGUGCUUUUUGGCACGUUCAACCCCGGAGGUCGUGUCCCGAUUACCGUUCCCUAUUCAGUUGGCCAGUUACCUGCUUAUUACAAUUACAAGCCGUCCGCUCGGGCAGCGCAAUAUCUCGACAUUCCGACUGACCCCAUCUAUCCCUUUGGAUACGGCCUUUCCUACACGACCUUUGAGACCUCUGCCCCCACCGCAUCCAUCAAAGGCAGCUCAAAGCGAUCUAGCAUCGAUGCUCGAGCAAGCCAGUCCUUUGGCACGGGUGAUUGGAUCAACUUUUCAGUGACCGUCCAGAACACUGGCUCGGUUGCUGGAAGCUAUGUAGCACAGGUAUAUCUUUUGGGCCGUGUGUCGACCAUCACCCAGCCAGUGAAGCAGCUGGUCGGCUUCCAGCGCGUCUAUCUCGAUGCUGGUGAGAAGAAGACUGUGGACAUUGAGCUCGAAGUCGACAGGUAUCUCAAGAUACUCAACAGGAAGUACGAGUGGGAGCUCGAGAAGGGGAGCUACACAUUUGCUCUGCUCGAGCAUGGGGGGAGCAAUGCGGACACAUCCAAGAAUGUGACGCUGGAAUGCGUUGGUUGA
This is a messenger RNA of Trichoderma citrinoviride, 2784 nucleotides long. Its product is annotated as glycoside hydrolase family 3 protein. The transcript has 6 exons. Gene Ontology annotation, cellular component: plant-type cell wall. Gene Ontology annotation, biological process: xylan catabolic process; arabinan catabolic process. The record is from RefSeq and is a predicted model, not a curated record. Gene Ontology annotation, molecular function: alpha-L-arabinofuranosidase activity; xylan 1,4-beta-xylosidase activity. Lineage: Eukaryota; Fungi; Ascomycota; Sordariomycetes; Hypocreales; Hypocreaceae. The coding region runs from base 1 to 2784 and encodes 927 amino acids.